Messenger RNA from Alternaria rosae, 553 nucleotides. RefSeq lists its product as uncharacterized. Lineage: Eukaryota; Fungi; Ascomycota; Dothideomycetes; Pleosporales; Pleosporaceae. The transcript has 2 exons. The coding region runs from base 215 to 553 and encodes 112 amino acids. The record is from RefSeq and is a predicted model, not a curated record.
GUCCACAUCAAACGUCAGGCGCGGUCGCGUCACAGGUGCAGGCAGGGCCAGUCCCGGUUGUCUCUAGUUGGUUCCGCUCGCCAUUCCGAGGCUUCUCCAUGAUCCAUCGCUCAUCCACCGUUGCCACCACCCCUCCCCCAACGCAACGCCUGCACGCAUCUGCUGUCUUGCAGUAGCAGCUACCCGCGCUUGUGAAUGCUUGAUUGAACAAACCAUGGGUGCUCCCUGGUUCGCACUCUUCGAGGUUUGUGACCUUCUCCACCCAAACAGAGACAUCAAGCUGACAGCUGGGCAAGGCUUGGGCCGUCGCAAAGGCACGUCGACAAUCUUUCCAUAUUUCCAUGCCGCGCUCGCAACUGACGCUUUGAAGCUCAUCCGCUCUCCGGCAUUCAACCGAGCCGUCCAGAAGGCCUAUCGCAAGAUCAACAGGCUGCCCGACUUUGAGCAGAAGAACGGCGGAGGCAGGACCGGGCCAUCAUCCCUCGACCACUUCAGAGAUGAAGUGAAGCACCAGUUCCGCGAACUCACAUGGCAAAAGCGCCCUCCCAAGUGA